Molecule: messenger RNA, 477 nt
Organism: Blastocystis hominis
Lineage: Eukaryota; Bigyra; Opalinata; Blastocystidae
Exons: 1
Coding region: 1-477 (158 amino acids)
Source: RefSeq, a predicted model, not a curated record
AUGUUUUUCAAUCGCAGCGUGUCAUAUACUCGCAUUCAUCCCACCGAACUGGAGGAAAGCCAAUUAUCGAGCUGCUACCGCGAGGCCCUGAUGCUGAGUAUUAAAAAGAAGAUCAGCACGAUCGCGUUCCCUUGUCUGGCCACGCGUGCACAUCGCUAUCCGAUCGCCGAAGCCUCGAAAACGGAAAUCCAAACGAUUCUGAACGUGCUGAAAGAGCAGCCCGACGCCUUCGAGCGCAUCGUGCUGUGCACUCACAACGCGCGGGACACCGAAGUCGUGCGCUCCACGCUGGAGGCGCUGUUAGAACCGGACUCGGCUUCCAUUGUUUCCAACAAACACUCGAAAUCCCAUCAAUCCCGCAAACCUUCAAUCAAUCAUUCAUUCAAUCAUUCAAUCUUUCAUUCAUUCAAUCUUUCAAUCUUUCAUUCAUUCAAUCUUUCAUUCACUGGCUCAACUCUUGAUUCACGAACCCCUUAA